Molecule: messenger RNA, 2073 nt
Organism: Notothenia coriiceps (black rockcod)
Lineage: Eukaryota; Metazoa; Chordata; Actinopteri; Perciformes; Nototheniidae
Product: gephyrin-like
Exons: 20
Coding region: 1-2073 (690 amino acids)
Biological process (GO): Mo-molybdopterin cofactor biosynthetic process; postsynaptic neurotransmitter receptor diffusion trapping; gamma-aminobutyric acid receptor clustering
Cellular component (GO): cytoplasm; postsynaptic specialization; cytosol
Molecular function (GO): molybdopterin molybdotransferase activity
Source: RefSeq, a predicted model, not a curated record
AUGCGGCUCGAGAGCCGCGGGUUGGCCACCCCUGCCUACGACUGUAUAUCAAGCGGGCAAACUCUGCGGGAACAGCCGGGCGCCAAAUACGGAAGGCUGGGAGGAGUCAUAGCAGCCUACAAGAUCGUUCCAGAUGAAAUUGAUGAGAUCAAGGACACUCUCCUGGAGUGGUGUGAUGAGCAGCAGCUGAAUCUCAUCCUCACCACUGGAGGAACUGGGUUUGCACCCCGAGAUGUCACCCCUGAGGCCACCAGAGAGGUGAUAGAGCGGGAGGCUCCGGGGAUGGCCCUGGCCAUGCUGAUGGGAUCACUCAAUGUAACACCACUAGGCAUGCUGUCCAGGCCUGUGUGUGGUAUCCGUGGUAAAACUCUGAUCAUCAACCUGCCAGGGAGUAAGAAGGGCUCUCAGGAGUGUUUCCAGUUCAUCCUGCCUGCUCUGCCUCAUGCCAUCGACCUGCUGCGUGAGGCCAUCGUCCAGGUGAAGAACACGCAUGCCGCCCUGGAGCAGCUGCCCUCCCCCUCCCCUCUGCUGGCCAACAUGCACCUCGACUCCAACAUGCACACCAUGGAGCGCGGCACCCAGUGCGAGGACGAGGAGGAGGAGGACGAGGAGGAGGACAUGAGGAGAGGGCGGCACGUGCACAACCACCACCACCACCACCACCUCCAGCACGGCUCCUCCCACAUCACCGCAGCCGCUAUCGCUGCCAAGACGAGCCAUGCUGUGGUCAUGGCUAAGGGGGCUCCCUACCUGCCCGGCAACACACCUGCCCCGCCCACUCAUUUCACCUGCUCCUGUUCCCAUGACCAGCAGAUCCCGGACUCUAUCAUUUCUCGAGGCGUUCAGGUGCUUCCUCGAGAUUCAGCCUCUUUGAGCUCCACCCCUUCUGAGUCACCACGGGCAACACAGGCGACCUCCCGCCUUUCCACCGCCUCAUGCCCGACACCCAAGGUUCAGUCCCGAUGUGGCAGUAAUGAGAACAUUCUGAGGGCCAGCCACAGUGCAGUGGACAUCAGUAAAGUGGCACGUCGUCAUCGCAUGUCUCCGUUCCCAUUGACGUCGAUGGACAAAGCCUUCAUCACUGUUCUAGAGAUGACACCUAUUCUGGGAAUUGAAGUCAUUAACUACAGAGACGGUUUGGGUCGAGUGCUCGCUCAGGACAUCUAUGCCAAAGACAACCUUCCUCCAUUCCCGGCUUCCGUUAAAGAUGGCUAUGCGGUACGAGCCGCGGACGGCCCGGGAGAUCGCUUCAUCAUGGGAGAAUCACAGGCUGGACAGCAGCCCACCCACACAGUUAUGCCAGGUCAGGUGAUGAGGGUAACGACCGGCGCUCCGAUACCUUGUGGUGCUGAUGCUGUGGUCCAGGUAGAAGACACAGAGCUUCUGAGGGAGUCUGAGGAUGGCACAGAGGAGCUCGAGGUGAGGAUUAUGGUCCAGGCCCGGCCCGGACAGGACAUCAGGCCAAUAGGUCAUGACAUCAGGCGAGGGGAGUGUGUGUUGGCUAAAGGAACACAUAUGGGCCCGUCAGAGAUCGGCCUGCUAGCUACAGUGGGGGUGACGGAGGUCAGCGUGCACAAGUUCCCUGUGGUUGCUGUCAUGUCCACUGGGAAUGAGCUGUUGAAUCCAGAGGAUGACCUCCACCCAGGAAAAAUCAGAGACUCCAACCGCUCAACUCUGCUGUCCACCAUCCAGGAACAUGGAUAUCCUACCAUCAACUUGGGCAUCGUUGGAGACAACCCUGAUGACUUGCUGUCGGCUCUCCAUGAGGGAAUCAGUCGUGCCGAUGUCAUCAUCACCUCAGGGGGUGUGUCCAUGGGAGAGAAGGACUACCUAAAGCAGGUGCUGGAUAUUGAUCUUCAUGCUCAGAUCCACUUUGGACGAGUCUUUAUGAAGCCAGGUCUUCCUACUACCUUUGCCACAGCGGACAUUGACGGAGCACGGAAACUCAUCUUUGCUCUGCCAGGAAACUUCAACUUCAGAGUGACUGGGCCCUCCCUGCUGGAGGCCGUAGCCCCGAGUGAGGCCGAGACCAGGCAACCACUAUCCACUGCACCUACAGGAAGUAGGUCCUGA